This is a messenger RNA of Vidua macroura (Pin-tailed whydah), 2199 nucleotides long. RefSeq names its product out at first homolog (gene OAF). Lineage: Eukaryota; Metazoa; Chordata; Aves; Passeriformes; Viduidae. The record is from RefSeq and is a predicted model, not a curated record. Bases 148 to 966 code for a protein of 272 amino acids. The transcript is spliced from 4 exons.
AGCGAGCGGGCGCUGAAUGAGCCGGGCGAACGAGCCACCCCCGCGGGGCCGGGGGCGCGGCGGGGCCGCCUUCCCCCGCCGCCUUCCGCGCUCCGCCCGCGCCCCCCGCCCCAUGCGCGCCCUGCCCUGAGCCCGGGGCGCGGGGGGAUGCGCGGCCCGCGGCCGCGGCUGCCGGCGCUGCCCGCGCUGCUGUGGCUGGCGCUGGCCCCGCUGCCCGGCCCCGCGGCGCGGGCAGAGCUGCGGGUGCGGGUGCGGCUGCCCGGCGGGCAGGUGACGGAGGAGAGCCUGCAGGCCGACAGCGGGGCCGACUGCGUCAGCCUGGAGCUAAGGGCGGCCGACGGAGCCCUCGUCACGCUCACGGCGGAUUUCAGACAGGAGGUGAAGAUUUUCCGUGCCUUAAUCCUCGGGGAGCUGGAGAGGGGCCAGAGCCAGUUCCAGGCCCUCUGCUUUGUGACCCGGCUGCACCGCAACGAGAUCAUCCCCAGCGAGUCCAUGGCAAAGCUGCGGCAGAAAAACCCCCGGACAGUGAGGCAGGCGGAGGAGGUGCGAGGCCUGGAGCACCUCAGCAUGGACGUGGCUGUGAACUUCAGCAAGGCAGCCCAGCUGAGCUCCCACAUCCACAACGUCUGCGCAGAGGCCAGGGAGGCCAUUUACACCCGGGAGGAAGAUGUCAAGUUCUGGCUGGAGAAAGGGGUGGACGGCUCCAUGUUCGAGGUGCUGCCGCAGGGCUCGGACCUGCCGGAGCUGCAGCGCUGCCGGCUGUGCCCGGAGCGCUGGAAGCCCUGCAUCUGCAGCUACUCGCUGAGCAUCGAGUGGUACCCCUGCAUGCUCAAGUACUGCAAGAGCCGCGACGCCGCGGGCAGGGUGUCCUCCUACAAGUGCGGCAUCCGCAGCUGCCAGAAGGGCUACACCUUCGACUACUACGUGCCUCAGAAGCAGCUCUGCCUCUGGGAUGAGGAAACUUAGAGCCGGGCCAGGCUGCCCAGGGGUGGCGAGGAGCUGGCUGCUCCGAAGAAGGAAUGCUGUUCACAGUGGUGCCUUGUGCUCUGUGCCUUUCCUUGUGGCCUCCUGGGCCUCCCUUCCCCACGUGCCGCUGCCUCGUGCUGUGCCAAGCAGGCUCAGCUCGCUGGGUGGUGAUGCUCUGGCUCCCUGCAGCAGGAGAUGCAGGUUUUGGGGUGAAGCACAGGGAAAAGGGCUGUGCUGCCCUGCUCUGGAGCUCCAAGGGGCGCUUCCCAGCCUCGAGCUGAGCGGGCAGGGCAGGGAUCUUGCUGACCUGUGUUGUCAAACAUCUCUGCCACUGAAGAACCCCCUUUGCUGCCUUCACCACCUCCUGGUGACACAACCACGGGGAAACAGCUGAUUUUUGGGACCACAGCCCCUGAACAAGAAGGCUUUGAAGCGCACCCAAAGCAGAGCCUGCCUGUAACUUUUCCUAGUGCCUGACUGGCUGUUGUAUCCCCCUGUGGAUGGAAGAUACACCGGGGGACAUAGCCCAGCAUCUUGUGUCCCUAAAGGGCUGGUAAUUAGGGCUUUAAUUAAUCCCUAUCUAGACUAGUGAAGGCCCAACCUUUUGUGUUGGUCUUGUGACUGUUCCACUAAGAAAUAAACAUCUAGAGACUCGUGACUACCACCAUAACCCUGUGGCUGGAAGGGGAGAGGAGGAUCCCAGGUGAGUUUUGAAGAAGACAGGAUUCUACAUCCACGUCCAGUUUCAUGUCCUGCUCUGCCAGCUAUUCACAAGAAGCUCUUAAAUAACUGUACUGCUUUGCUGUGCCUUGGUUUCCCCCAUAUAUUAAACAAGGAUGACACUGAAGCUGUCCUUGGCCCUGGAAUAUUCCUGGAGGGACCAGACAAAAAGCACUGGAAGUGCUGCUUGGGUCUGUGUCCUCUUCCACUCAAAUUAGGACAAGCACAGAGGGGAGAGAAGCUCUUGGGGUCUUUAGGAACCUCUGUGCCUCCUGGUGAAAAGCCUUCACAAUGUGCCUUUUUGCCUAAAAUACAGGAAUUUUUGCAAAGAAGAAAAAAAAAUAAUUUGGUCACGUUUAUUUUUGUAUCGAUCACUUAAGGGGGUGGGGGGAGAAGGGAAAGGUAUUUUAAUAUUGGAACAUGAAGUAAAACACACUUGAAAUGAUUUUUUUUUAAAAAAAAAGACAAAUUAUUUAUCAUUUGUAAGGUAAAAUAAACUGAUUUUUUAAAGCA